Molecule: messenger RNA, 591 nt
Organism: Wallemia ichthyophaga EXF-994
Lineage: Eukaryota; Fungi; Basidiomycota; Wallemiomycetes; Wallemiales; Wallemiaceae
Product: 60S ribosomal protein L9-A
Exons: 2
Coding region: 1-591 (196 amino acids)
Biological process (GO): cytoplasmic translation
Cellular component (GO): ribosome; cytosolic large ribosomal subunit
Molecular function (GO): rRNA binding; structural constituent of ribosome
Source: RefSeq, a predicted model, not a curated record
AUGCGUUCAAUCUACAACGACGAGUUGCUCGAGGUUCCACAGGGUGUUACCGCUGACAUCAAAUCCCGUGUUAUCACCGUCGAAGGUCCACGCGGUAAGCUCACCAAGGUCGUCCGUCACAUCAACAUGGACCUCCGCCUCGAGAAGGUUGGCCAAAAGUCUGACAGCUCCGCCAUCGUAAAGAUUGUCGUCUGGCACGGUGGCCGUAAGCACAUUGCUUGCUUGCGUACCGUCAAGUCCCUCAUCCUUAACAUGAUUAAGGGUGUCACCAAGGGUUUCUUAUACAGAAUGCGCGCUGUCUAUGCCCACUUUCCAAUCAACAUCAUCAUCCAAGAGAAUGGUACCGCUGUUGAGAUCAGAAACUUCUUAGGUGAAAAGGCUGUCAGAAACGUAAAGAUGGCUGAAGGUGUCAAGAUUGAAGAAUCUCAAUCUCAAAAGGAUGAAGUCAUCUUGACCGGUAACGACAUCCAAAACGUUUCUCAAUCCGCUGCUUCCAUCCAAGGUGUCUGUCGUGUUCGCCACAAGGAUAUCCGUAAGUUCUUGGAUGGUGUUUACGUUUCUUCAAAAGAGCAAGUCGUCCCAGAUGAGUAA